CGGAAGUUCUUGUUAUGUCAAAGGUCGAACACGCUGGUUCUGCGCGGUACCGACUAUUUCGCUUAAUAAUGAAUGAAAAUCUAUCUAAAUCAAAUAUCUGACGUCUAGGUUACAUUAUUAUCGUUUUUACACGAAUUCACCACAUUCCAGGGCAUACUAUUUACACAAAAAUACAAGAACAGCACUUGGGGGUUUAACAGAAAGGGAUAAAGAUGGCUGGGAUUUUGUUUGAAGAUAUUUUUGAUGUGAAAGACAUUGAUCCAGAUGGCAAGAAAUUUGACAGAGUGUCUCGUCUGCAUUGUGAAAGUGAAUCUUUCAAGAUGGACCUGAUCUUGGAUGUAAAUACUCAGAUUUAUCCUGUUGAUCUUGGGGACAAGUUCAGACUGGUGAUUGCCAGUACAUUAUAUGAAGAUGGAACGCCAGAUGAUGGAGAGUACAAUCCCCAGGAUGAUCGACCAUCUAGGGCAGCUCAGUUUGACUAUGUAAUGUAUGGAAAGGUCUACAAGAUAGAAGGCGAUGAGACCUCAACAGAAGCAGCCACGCGUCUCUCAGCCUAUGUGUCUUAUGGAGGCCUUCUCAUGAGGCUGCAGGGAGAUGCCAACAAUCUACACGGCUUUGAGGUAGACUCCAGAGUCUAUCUCCUCAUGAAGAAGCUGGCCUUUUAACCCCCCUCCUCUGUUUUCUACCGCCUUCAUCCACCUUUGUAAAACUGGGAUCUAGAAAAGUGGAACAUAUGAACAUCUUAGAGACAAAACACCAUGUUUUUGUAAACCUCUGUUGUAUUUUUUAUAGUUCCUCCAACAAACUACACUGAGGUCUGUGAUUUCCACUUGGUGGUACACUGUAAAUAAAUAUUUCUUUCUUUUAUACAAAACAAUUACAAGUGUUGAUUAACUUCAUUUUAUAGCGAUGAAUACUCUUCAACAGUGUUGCAGAACGCAGCAAAAUGAAACCUGGAGACAGAAAAUUGAAUUAUAGGGAAAUAAGCGGCUUUUGUGCGCCAAACAGGACACUUAAAGACUGUUAUAACAAAUGUCACAAGAUGGGAAUCACUCUGACUCACUGAAUACUGGUAUGUGCACACAAAGCUUUAAACACAAACAGAAUGGAUUCAUGUUGUAAAAUAAAGUUUUGCCCUUUGUGGUACUGACAUGUAUUUU
Oryzias latipes (Japanese medaka) is the source of this 1160-nucleotide messenger RNA. It is a transcript of the gene polr2h, whose product is annotated as RNA polymerase II, I and III subunit H. The record is from RefSeq and is a predicted model, not a curated record. Lineage: Eukaryota; Metazoa; Chordata; Actinopteri; Beloniformes; Adrianichthyidae. Gene Ontology annotation, biological process: DNA-templated transcription. Gene Ontology annotation, cellular component: RNA polymerase II, core complex; RNA polymerase III complex; RNA polymerase I complex.